Gamsiella multidivaricata is the source of this 1599-nucleotide messenger RNA. RefSeq lists its product as uncharacterized. Lineage: Eukaryota; Fungi; Mortierellomycota; Mortierellomycetes; Mortierellales; Mortierellaceae. The record is from RefSeq and is a predicted model, not a curated record. Bases 35 to 1534 code for a protein of 499 amino acids. The transcript has a single exon.
ACCUUUUCCACAAAACUAACAACCACCCACAAGGAUGCUGAACCAAGUGCCGCCAGAACGACCACCGCCUUAUUCGCGGCAUGCCUCAGCAGAGUCACCCUUGCCCUCUACGCCAACCCCACCUCGAUCGCCAUUGUCAACGCAUGUCUCACGUUCUUCGUCGAAUGCAUCUUCGACUCAUGUCUGUCUGCCAGACGACUACAAUCCACUACAGUACCCACCUCCCUCGCGCGUGCGAGCCGGCGCCAAGCCCGAUCUCGGCGAUAUCUCAGACCUGGAAGCUGUCGAUGAUGAUGAACCUCCGAUUAUACCUGUUCCAACCAAAGUACGCCCCGGUACCCUGCUGGAGUACCAGGAACACGACAAGGACCUUCAGAUCGGAGGAUUCCACACUCAAGUCCAGGCUCAAAACAUCCAAGGCGUUCAAUCCUCGCAAGCAGAGCCGACCAAUUUGAGCGGCACUAAAACCGCCACGACCUAUAAACUGCGCUCACCUAUCCAGCCUAAGGAGUUCAUCAAGGGUGCGCGUCUUGCAAUAGAAGGCUGCUUCAUCGCUCUAACGAAUCCCGACUUCAAGAAUGGACGACUUUACAAGACAUUAUUCCGGCUGCUGCUGUUCACUCUGGUCGCCCAUCUGGUGACCCAGGUUCUGUUCUUCUUACCCAUGGCGGCCAUUGGCAGUCUGCUACGAGUUUUCAGCUAUGCAGCGGACGCGGAUACGUCGGACUCGCAGCGGGGACUCGAGGUUUUUUCGAACAAGGCCCAUGAGCUGAUGAGCUCGGUCCCGUUGCUUGGCCUCUUAUUCAUGCGAUAUCUCUAUCCUCAGCCCUUGGAUGAUAUCUUUGUCGAUUCAUUGAUGUAUUCGGAUCAUUUGCUGCUUCAGGAACACGAGCACGCUAAACAGGAGCAGGCCAGGAACCCGACUGCAGUCGAUUCAACAUCGCCCUCAAUAUAUGUCAUGGACCAUCGUGGACCCUUCACCCCCGCGCUCCUGGCUUAUCCGCUCAAAGUUCAACAAUGGCAAGAGAUGUGGCGAUACAUGCGUCGAACUUGGAGACGUCUCAAGUGGGCAUUACUCUUCUUGGUACUAUCCUGGGUUCCUGUCCUGGGCCGAUUCGCGUUUCCGAUAGCCUCCUUCCUCUCGACUAUCCAGGCGAUCGGCUCAAAACCUUUGGCGGUGGUCUUCGCAUUGGCCUCGUUUAUGCUUCCAAGGAGUGUUUCGGUCUAUCUGCUCAAGGGUUUCUUCGGAUGCAGAGCCUUGACUCGUGAACUGCUCGACCCAUACUUUAUCAGGAUUGGAAUGAGUCAUUAUCAGAAGCGCAAGUGGUUCAACUAUCGAAAAAGCGUCCUGUUGGGCUUUGGAGUCGUGUUCUAUAUUGGAUGCAGCAUCCCGAUCAUUGGUGUUGCUGUCUAUGGUUUGGCACAAGCGUCAUCUGCAUUCGUGCUCCAAUCGCUCGCUGAUCCGCCACCACCUCCAGUAAUCAAACCAAAGACCCAGUCCAAGCGACAAAACUCGCGAAGCAAGAAGGAAUAAAGGCCCCUAGGAUUCAUGUACAACCACUUUAUCAAUAAAACUCAAUAUACCACUGAGGAUGACUA